AUGGCUGCAAAGAUUUUACAUUCUUUGACAGACGAUAAUCCAGAUUUGCAAAAGCAAAUAGGGUGUAUGACAGGCAUCUUUCAACUGUUCGAUCGUCAGCCUAUUCUUACUGGGAGGCGCAUCGUUGGCCACAGCUCGAAGAGGUUGCCUCCUGGAAAUUCCCACUUCCAUAAUGACACUUUGGAAACAGAGUCUAAUACUGCAGAACGAAGAUCUGCACCAGUGGAAAAGUUUUCCAAUAAUAACAUACAAGAGAGACAAAGAGUCUCCACAGAAUUGUCCAGGGCCUCAUUCUCAUCCUCACGUUCAUCUUCUUUCUCUUCUCCUGACUUUAACCGAACUAAUCAAUUAGAACCUAUGUCCUUUGACCGCAUGAUUUUUCCUGAAACUCCUUCAAGAAAUCCAGCAAUGAACGUGCUAAAUUCAUCUCCACAAUAUAGUCGACAAGCCCUUGAUCUUCCGGAUGUCGUGAAGGACUCUAUGUACAAUGAAGUUCAGGGUUUAUCAGUUAAAGCCAAAACCAUAGAGGAGGCACCAGAUCUUACGGUGAAGUUCAAGGAUUUCCCAAGGCAAAUGCCAAGAAUUAUGGAUGGUUCUCAGGACUCAGCUAAAUUUCGAGAAGCGCCUUGGUAUCAUAAUGAACCGAGAGAACUUUUAAGAUCAUCAUCCUACCACUCAAAAGACAGUUCUUUGUUCUCAAUUUCAAAAGAUGCCCGUAGAUUUUCUUAUGAUGGAAGGGAAAUAAGCUACAUACCCUUUGAAUCACGGGACUUUUCCAAUUCUACCCAAAAGCUUAAAGAUCUUGCAAGACUUUCAUUAGACAGUAGAGCGGGUUCAAUGUGGAAUUCAAAUGCUAAUUCGAAAUCCAUCUUUCAUGCCAAAACGUCGCACAAGGAUAGUGGUGAGUUUAAUGGUAAGGUUCAGAGUCUGCAACAAACAUCAGGAAAUCAGGCACGGCCGACAAGCGUUGUAGCAAAGCUGAUGGGUUUAGAGAACCUGCCUGAUUCUGUUGUAGCUGGCGAUACCAACUCGAGCUCUGGGAGAACUUAUCCGGUGGAAGAAUUUGUUAACUUUUCGAGGUCAUCUGCGGAAACAGAUUCAUCGAAUCCAAUCCAACUGUCUAGUUCCUCAAAGUUAUGGAAAGAGCCUAGUUCACCUCGUGGGAGAAAUCCUGAUUCCAUGACGAGACAUAUAUCCCAAUUUUCCAUUGAAUCGGCACCAAAGAAGCAAAUUGAUAUGACUAGACUUUCUUGGAAACAAGCCUCUAGAAGUACGCGAGGUUCAGCCAAGGUGCCAAACACCUUUCCUUCUGUUUACAGUGAGAUAGAAAAGAGAUUGAAAGAUCUCGAAUUUGCACAUUCUGCAAAGGACCUUAGAGCACUUAAACAGAUACUGGAAGCUAUGCGAGCCAAGGGACUCUUAGAAUUCCAAAAUGAAGGACAAGAUUAUAAUGUGACAUGUGCAAAUGACCAUGAGCAAAGGUAUGCAAGUUCCAGACUUGAUGAAAGAAUAGUAAAUAACCAAAAGCUUCAAACUAAUCUAGUUCUUGCAUCCUCCCAAAAGAGGGCCGAUUCUCUGAGACAUUUUGAAUCUCCAAUUAUAAUCAUGAAACCAGCAAAACUCGUUGAGCCCGAUUCUUCUGUAAUUUCACUUGAUGGCUUUUCUGGUCUAUCCAAACUUCAAGGUGGUGAGUUCAUUGAUAACAGAAAGGGUUUAAGUAGCAGAAGAGCUGCUAAAGAUCAGAUUUUGAGAGAAAGAAACAGAGAAAAUUCUGUGAACGCUGUCAAUAUGAGAACAGACAACGGAAAUUUAAAAACUGCACAUAUUUCAGAAAGAACCCAAGAGUUACACAAAGAAAGCACCCCGGGGAUCAGAAAGAGUUCAGAAUCCAUUAGCCCAAGAAUGCAACAGAAGAAACUAGAGCUGGAAAAGAGAUACAAGCCACCCACACCUCCUGAUUCAAUCAAAUCAAGAAGACAAUCAAACAAACAACAAGAAGAGGUGAGCUCCCCAGGUGGCUUACGCAGGGCAAAGCAUCCCAACUCACAUCAAAGCAAUGACAGACUGAGUGAAGGCGGCAGCAAAUCGAGAUAUUUGAAUUUCCAGAAGAAUGAAUUUUCUGUUCAUUCCAAUGGGGGUUUCAUAUUAGGCUCAAAAAAUGUGGAAGUAACUAGUUUUGAUGAAAAUUCUCCUGAGAUAAUGAAGUCUGCCGAGUUCUUGAUAUCUGGAUCAGUAGAGAAGAAACUCAACCGGAUGGUGAGUGAAAAAGAACAGGCAGAGGCUCGUGCUCCUCUUGAGUACCCCAGCCCUGUCUCUGUUCUUGACAACAAUGAAUAUACAGAUAAUUCACCUUCACCAGUAAAGCACGUUGGAAAGACCCUCAAGGGAGAUGAAUCCAUCAACUCGGAUAGAAUUUUAAACACGGUGGAAGGCAUUUCAGCGGAUGAUUUCAUACUGAACUCCAGGAGAUCUGGUAAUACAUCUGAAAUUAAUGGAAAGAAACUACAGAGCAUCGAAAACUUAGUUCAGAAGCUUAGAAGGCUGAACUCGAGCCACGAUGAAGCACAUACAGAUUAUAUUGCCUCUCUCUGUGAGAACACGAACCCCAACCACAGAUAUAUUUCCGAGAUUUUAUUAGCUUCAGGUCUCCUCCUUAGAGACCUCGGCUCGAGCCUGACAACUUUCCAUUUUCAUCCGUCUGGACAUCCUAUCAAUCCUGAGUUAUUUCUGGUCUUGGAACAAACUAAGGCUAGCAGUUUACGCAAGGAAGAGUUUAGUACUGAGAAGACAACUCAACUGCUUACCAAGGAGAGAUCUCAUCGGAAACUCUUCUUUGAUGUUGUAAACGAGAUUCUUACUAGAAAAUUAGCUUUUAUCGGACCCUUAUCUGAGCCUUGGUUGAGACCGAAUAAGCUGGCAAGGAAGGACUUGAAUGCACAAAAGCUUCUCAAGGAAUUGUGCUCUGAGUUUGAAGAACUUCAAAUGGAAACUUCAAAACGCAGCUUCGAUGAUGAGGAAGGAGGACUGAAAAAAAUCUUACACGAAGAUUUGAUGCAUCGAUCAGAAACCUGGAUACAUUUCAAUGGUGAAAUUUCAGGUAUCGUCCUGGAUAUUGAGCGCUUAAUCUUCAAAGAUUUAGUUGACGAGGCUGUGGUUGGCAAAGUAGCUGGUUUGAAGACCAAACCAAUUCAGCGUAGACAGAUCUUCGCAGAAUAG
Messenger RNA from Fraxinus pennsylvanica, 3216 nucleotides. The record is from the annotation of a GenBank genome assembly. Lineage: Eukaryota; Viridiplantae; Streptophyta; Magnoliopsida; Lamiales; Oleaceae.